Messenger RNA from Phragmites australis (common reed), 938 nucleotides. RefSeq names its product late embryogenesis abundant protein Lea14-A-like. The record is from RefSeq and is a predicted model, not a curated record. The transcript has 2 exons. Bases 282 to 752 code for a protein of 156 amino acids. Lineage: Eukaryota; Viridiplantae; Streptophyta; Magnoliopsida; Poales; Poaceae. Gene Ontology annotation, cellular component: cytosol. Gene Ontology annotation, biological process: response to desiccation.
GCACAUCAAAUUUACAGGCACCGACGCGCGAUUUGCCAAAUUUUCACGUACCAAACCAAGGCGGCAACAACCCACUGGGAUGAUCGGAUUCCACGCGGCUCUGCACGUGCUGCCCACUCCGCGCACCGUGUCCUCCUCCUCCGGUAUAAACGCGCGCGGCGAUGUUUCCUUCCUUCAGCCAUUCCGCGCCUUGCUGCACCACCACCACCAUCUAAGAUCCCACCAAACUGCACAGGGAGAUCGAGCAAGGAGGAGGAAGAGAACGCCGCAGCUGCAGAGCCAUGGAGGGCCACCAGAAGCAGAGCCUGAUGGACAAGGCCAAGGGGUUCUUGGCGGAGAAGAUCGCGCACAUCCCCAAGCCGGAGGCGUCGCUGGACGGCGUGUCCUUCAAGGGCAUGGACCGCGAGUGCAUCACCCUGCACAGCAACGUCAACGUCUCCAACCCCUACGACCACCGCAUCCCCAUCUGCGAGGUCACCUACACCCUCAAGUGCGCCGGCAAGGUUGUUGCGUCUGGCACGAUGCCCGACCCGGGGUGGAUCGCGGCGAGCGACACGACCAAGCUGGAGAUCCCGGCCACGGUGCCGUACGACUUCCUCAUCUCGCUGAUGAAGGACGUGGGCAGGGACUGGGACAUCGACUACGAGCUCCAGGUGGGGCUCACCGUCGACCUCCCCAUCGUCGGCAAUUUCACCAUCCCACUCUCCAGCAGCGGCGAGUUCAAGCUCCCAACUUUUAAGGACUUGUUCUAAUCAAGCUCCCAACCGAGACUAUAUCUUGCAAAUAAUGUCAGCUCUUCUGUUCCAGUUCUACUACGACCACAUAUCGGCAGAACUGAACAGGUCCUGUGUGGGAUUAAUUGUGCCUUAUUUUAUGAAGGAAUUGUUUGCCUUGAUGCGAUCGAUUGCAUCGUUCUAUAAACUUCUUUUUACGAAGGA